AUGCUUUCUUUUUGCCCAUACUGCUCGAACAUGUUGCUUGUGGGGCUGAGUGAAGAUGGCUGCAAUCGCUUGUAUUGCACGACAUGUCCAUAUGAGUUCAAGAUCAAUGGAUUACAGAUGUACGAUCGCAAGAAUUUGUCAAGAAAGCAGGUUGAUGAUGUUCUUGGAGGAGAUGGAGCGUGGGAGAAUGUGGACCAGACCGCGGCACAAUGUCCUGUUGACAGCUGUGGCGGAGACAAGGCAUACUUUUUCCAAUUGCAAAUACGAUCUGCUGAUGAGCCGAUGACGACUUUCUACAAAUGUGUCAAGUGUAAUCACCAGUGGAGAGAGAAUUGA
This is a messenger RNA of Meyerozyma guilliermondii ATCC 6260, 336 nucleotides long. RefSeq names its product DNA-directed RNA polymerase III core subunit (gene RPC11). The record is from RefSeq and is a predicted model, not a curated record. Bases 1 to 336 code for a protein of 111 amino acids. Gene Ontology annotation, molecular function: nucleic acid binding; zinc ion binding; DNA-directed RNA polymerase activity. Lineage: Eukaryota; Fungi; Ascomycota; Pichiomycetes; Serinales; Debaryomycetaceae. Gene Ontology annotation, biological process: DNA-templated transcription; termination of RNA polymerase III transcription. The transcript has a single exon. Gene Ontology annotation, cellular component: RNA polymerase III complex.